AGUUACAUUUGUCCUCUAUCAAAUGAAACCUAUCAUUACUGGAGGAUAGAGAUCGCCGGUGCAAAUCUCAACCCAGGGGCAGGGCUGUGGUGUGUUAAGCAGACACUGCGAACUCCCCCGCUCUGUGGGUGCAGCAACACCUCGCCCACUGACACUGUAAUAUGGAAUCAAAGUUUGUGUUUGUACAAACGCAUGUUUUAGUACAAUGACAAAUAAAGCCUUUUUAUUGUCUUCUUUAAAAAAAAACAUCAGACUUUCCAGAGCCCGAUGGUUCACAUUUUUGCAGUUGACAACAACCAACAGACAGGCAGCUUAAUCACUGCUGCUCUGCAUUGAAUGUGACUUUUCUGUCAAACUCUCAGAAAAAAUGAGGUAAAAAGAGACUGUUUUUUUAUCAUAUAGUCUCGAAAUGAAAUCACACAACUUAAAAGCGGCUCACGGUACACAAGGGUCAGAAAAGUAAAACAUGUACCAAUAGUCUCUCGCUGUCAUCCUCCUACUCUAUGGGCUGCACAGUCACUCCCAGCCCAACCUGUUCAACCUGUCUACAGCUGGAUGACAAGAGUGGGUGGUGAAGCACGUCCCAGUAGAAUGAUUGGUGCAGACUCAGAGGAGAAAAGGAAUCCCAUGUGGGAGGUUUUUGAAUAUUUACUUAUAAAAACAGUUGUACUGUAUUUUCCUUCAUUUUCAAGAGGAACGGCUGGUGGAGGAGGGGUUGGGGGCCAUGGAGGCAGAAAACACAGCUGAGAUUGAGUCUCUGAUGGAGGACAUGGACUACAUCCCCGGUCACUUCCACCUAGAACUCAACCUCAACUGUGAUCCUGUCGGGCCUGUGAAGCUCCGACACAGGGACACCUACCUGAAACAGGAGAGUCUGUGGGGAGAGUUAGAGGCUGAGGUGGGAUAUUUUCAGUAUGCUGUCAGAAAUCUCCUGGGUCUGCUAGCUUUUCACCUGGAACAGCUGGACACGGCUGAGGAAACAUUCAGAAGUAUUUGUAAAGAAGACCCUGGAAACCUGAAUGCCUGGGCCAACCUGGGCUAUGUCUACGAUAAGUUAGGGAGAGAGCUGGACGCAGGGGAGUGUGUGGAGAAAGUUUCUCAACUUAUGGGUCUAGAAAGUGGGGAGGCCACUCAGGAGGAGACCAGACUGCUGGCUGCUCGCUGUCUGGCUGAACAGGCUUACGUUUAUCCACACGAUGUUGAGCUGGACAGUGAGGACGAUCUGAGGGAGAGGCUGACCGCCGCGCUGACGUUAUACAAUAAAGCUCUGGACUACGGGGGGCAGUUGAUUCCAACUGAGGAAAAGAGAAGCUGGUAUUUUAAAAUGGCAACCAUCUACUUAAGACUAGAUGAAAUGGUCAGAUCUAAGGAGGACUCUGAAUACUACAGACUUUCUUACUAUAAUAAGGGACUGAAGUUGCUUAAGGAAACACUGGAAUCUGAAAAAACACAACAUAAAGCUUUAGCCUGGUGUUAUAUUGGCAUCUUGUUGGAGAGGAAGGAAGAGUUUAUGACUGUGCCCAUGUCUGUACAUGACUGUGGAUUCUCUGCCUCUGAUCCUCUGUCCUGCUAUGGAACUGCCAUUAAUCUAGCCAGCGAUGAUGCCUUCAUCCUGAACCUUUUGGCCAAAGUCUUCUUCCUGUUGGGCAAACAUGAGAUGGCCACUGGAAUCAGCAACAUGGCCUUAAAUGUGCUGCCGGAUCCAGAGCUCAACUGGCAGGCGUACUGCACCCGCGCCAAGAUCAAUGUAAUGCUUUACGUCAGGGACCUAGAAAAGGCAAAGCAUGGCCAUGGUGGAAUCCCAGACCGACAGAUGCUAACAGAGGCCAGGAAGGACUUGGACAAGGUUCUCAGUGUGCGUCCAUGUCUGCGCACUCACCUGGAGAUGGCUCAGGUGUACUACUACAUGGGCGUGGACGCGGUCCAGGAGAGUCUUUUGGUGGACGAGGCAGCCGUUAACAAUGCACUGGUGAGUUUGUCCCAUGCCCUGCAGUUCAGGAUCGGGGACUGUCUACCAGACCUCCACGUGCUCAGGGGACGUGGGGAGGAGCGUAACGGUGCAGGCUGCUUCAAACAAGCUGUGGAGUUAGAAAGGCCAGGGAGCACAGACACCACGGCUCUGCGCUGCCUCCUACAGGCACUCCUGGCUCUCUUCAUGCAGGGGAGCCCUGAUCCCAGUCAUGCGGUGACCCAGCUGGAGACGUGCGUACAAAGGGCAGAGGAGAGGUACCCCAAAGACAUUGUGAAGUCUGAGCUGAGGUGUUUAUACAGGACUCAGCCAGCAGAGGUCACCGAGUUGUCCAGAGCUCUGAUCAGCACGGGACGAAUGGAUCUGGUGAAGAGGCUGCUAGAAACUGUUCUGCCUAAACAAGUGGCGAAGAGGAAAGCUGGUAGAUCGUUUUCUUUUGCAUGAGGCCCAAAUACAGAUAAACUCUGGACUCUGAUUGGACGGUGAAGUCCACCUCCAAACAAGAUCAUGAAAUACUGCAUGUGUGCAGAAAGAGUGGAGGACGAGUCGGUGUCAAUUAACAGCAUCUCCACCUAAAUGUAAAGAGCAUGGCGUAACAUUUUAGAUGGAGGAAAUUACCUGCGAACAAGUGUUACCUGAGCUGAAAUAAACAAUGACUUACUAGAAUGGAAUGAAAUGCCGAGUUAUUUUUAAGUUGUUUUUCUUUUGGUGCUUGCUCAGUGAGUUAUCGAACAUGAUUUUCGUUUCGGGGUUUUUUCCCCCCUGUUAUGUUCUGUAAAUUUACAUUUUGAACUGGUCUUUGUUCACUCUUCCUUUUAUUAUAUAUUGUAUUUAUAGUCGACCACAUUCGUGUUACUGGGGCUUUCUUUUACGAUAAAGGAAAGAAAAAUAGGUUUUACUCAAGUUGCUUUUUCCCCCGAUACGACCCUCGCCAGUGAUCCUACAGUACAGUACAUUCCAGAAAUAUGGCGUAAACUUACGAGCAUUAGCGACGAGGCAAGUUCUGCAGCAUUGUUCAGUUUGCUGCCAAUUUUCAAAUGCCUUUAAAACAUAAAUCUUACACAGUUUUACUCAGUGACACUGACAGUCAAUCAAAUCCAUGUGUGUUUUUUUCUGUAGGAAUGGUAAUCAGAUUGGUUUAUUUACAAAAUCAUAUCAUUUAAAAAAGGAAAAUGUUACUUUGUGUUUACAUCACACGUUACAUUUUGAUGAGGAUUUGUAUGCCUGUAAUUAGGAUGAUUGACAGUGACAAUUAAAGGCACAAAUAGAUCUUCUCUUGCUAAUGUGGCGCUCCUUGAAUCAGGCCUAAUGUCAUUUUAUUGCUUCAUAUUGCAACAGUGUGGAAAGUGAUGUGAACCAGGUGAACGGUAAAUGGCUCAGAGUUCUUCAAGGCUAUUUUCAUUAUGAGUUUAAUGCGUGAAUUUAAUUGUGGCAUAAAAUAUAAUUCACGCCUGAAACAAAUGACACAUUGUAAUUAUUACGGAACAUUUUGUUCUUGCCUUUUUUGUGUACUGGAAGUAUAUACAGAAUAAAGAGGAAUGUUUUUUAUUUUCACUGAAAGGUUUACUGACAAUUUAUGAUGACUCUUUUCUUUGAUGAAUGAGGUUGAAUUUUUUUUUUUUUUUUUUUUGACAAACCUAUUUACAUUGUCAAAGAGAAAUGUGCAGCAGUUGGCUGAUGUCCAACAAUUCUGGUUUGACACCUUCACUGUGACUGCUGUUUUCCCAGCGAGGCAGAUGCCACGCCAUCAUCGUGAGCAGCUUCACUCUGAUCGGUCAGUUCAACAGAAAAUGGCAAAAGAGUCGACUUCCUGGAGUACUGGUCUCUGUGACUGUGCCUAUGACCUCACACAC
This is a messenger RNA of Cynoglossus semilaevis (tongue sole), 3822 nucleotides long. It is a transcript of the gene ttc22, whose product is annotated as tetratricopeptide repeat domain 22. Gene Ontology annotation, molecular function: protein binding. The record is from RefSeq and is a predicted model, not a curated record. NCBI's taxonomy places the organism in Eukaryota, Metazoa, Chordata, Actinopteri, Pleuronectiformes, Cynoglossidae.